Messenger RNA from Morone saxatilis (striped sea-bass), 2962 nucleotides. RefSeq names its product lines homolog 1 (gene lins1). NCBI's taxonomy places the organism in Eukaryota, Metazoa, Chordata, Actinopteri, Moronidae. The coding region runs from base 32 to 2164 and encodes 710 amino acids. The record is from RefSeq and is a predicted model, not a curated record. The transcript has 6 exons.
AGCGGUACCCGGAAGAGCCGGCGGCAGCAGCAUGGAGCGCGCAGCCGGCUACAGGCAGCGCUUCGACUGUCUGACAGAUGCGUACAGAUGUUUAGUGACGGGCUCCUGUCCCAGCGGAGGUGCUGCGGACGUGGCGGGUGUGAUAUUCUCCGGGGUGUGUGCGCAGGUCCCCGGUGAGGAGGACAGAGGUGGUGCUCCUGCAGCGCGCUGCCGUGAGCUGAGCUGCAUCAGUGUGAGUCUGCUGGAGAGGAUCAGCUGCAGCCUGGCGGACCGGAGCCUGCCUCCAGCCGUGGAGCUGUACUGCGUGGAGGUCCUGAGGGGGCUGUUUCAGGACAUGGAUCUCAUGUCGAAGCUCGUCCAUCAGUUCCAGUCUGAGGACCAGAUCGUCUCACAUCUGGCUGCCAAGAGUGUGUCAGCAUGGGUUUUCUAUCAGCUCCUCAAAUCUGGUGCUUUAAGUCCUGUCUGGGAGCAGAAGUGUGUGCAGGCAUUUCACAGCUCACCCCCUGGUACUGAGUUGGAUGCCUGUCUGUGGUCGCUGACGGAGGUCUUAAAAAGACUUCUUAAAGGAGCUCAUCAAGAGAUUAUUGGGAAGCUUCUGGCAGCGUUUGACUCCAGCCUCACUGCUUUAUGUAAGUUUCUCCCUGAGGAGGGAGAGGAGAUGGCACAGUGUUUGGUGGACUUUACCAGGAGCAGACACUCAGGAACAACAUUCUGCCUCCUGCUGGACCUGCUGGAGGUGCUCACCGCAUCCAGCUUGUUAUGUGGAGCUGGCGUCUGUCUGAAGAGUCAGAGAAUGACCCACAUCCACUCCUCAGCCCUCCUUACAGCAAUCAGCUCCUCCUCAGAGUAUUAUGUCAAAAAGCGAGCGCUGCUGCUCCUAAAGAGAGCCGUGCUGCAGAAAGCUGGAGAGGACUGGGCUUUAGGCGAAGUGCCGCUCACCGGGCCGAAGUACGAGCACUUCCACUUUGAUAUGAGCAUGCUGGCUCAGAGCGUGUUGACUGCAGUGGCUGCUAAUUGGUUACAGAGCGUUCAAGUGGAGUCCACCUCUUUCUUCGGAGGGACCAGACGCGGUCAAGGUGACGAAGGUCAGAAACCAGACUGUGUGAUGCUUAGAGCUGUCAGCCUGCUUCUUCUCAAGUCCAUAGAGCUUCACAUCCAGACAGCUGGCGGAACAGCUGGAGUGGGCAGUCCUGCAGAGGUUUAUGGGUAUCUACAGAGUCUGUGGGGUUUCCUGAAGAGGAACAGUGGCCAGCUGAUGGAGGUCACUCACCUCUGCUGCUGGGUCAGCCUGCUGUUUGGAGAACAGGACGACGACAUGAUGGAGGCAGCCAAAGCUUUGCUCUCUGUGUUCCUCCAUCACAGAGUCUGCUCUGGGUUAGAUGACUUCGCUGUGCUGGAGGCAGCCUGCGCCUCCGGCUGCAACCCUCACUGCCACUUCCUGCUUCUUCUUCAGAGCAUCUCCUUCGACCACAGCAUCCUCCUCGACUUCCUCAUCUCCACUGAAACCUGCUUUCUGGAGUACUUUGUGCGUUACCUCAAGUGCCUCAGAGCUGACUGGCGGGGCUUCACCGCUGCAUGUGGAAGAAUCUGCGUGUCAGACUGUCAUCUUUCGCUCACUUCCUCACGUGGCAUUGAUUUGUUUGCAACAACAUAUAAAGGUGGGUCAGAGCGAGUUUGGUUCAAGCCCACAGGUGUUAUUUCACCAGUGGGCUCAAUUUCUGGGCUCCGCCUCGUAGAAUACGGUAGUUCUGACGAGUCUGAUCCAGAGACCAUGGAUUCUCAGGACGAAGCAGGGACCUCUGUAUGUGAGAAAAGUAGAUCUGGUGCCUUGGAUGUGAAACAGGAGAUCAGUGGACCACCAGUACCUAUUAGACAGAAACAUUACGAGCCCUCUCACUCAACAGGAUUACUCCAUGAGGACCGAGGACCAGAAGGGUCAUCACCACUGGUGUUACACAAUGAGCAGGCACUAUGUCUGAACACGCCGCCUCCAUCAGGACAGGUGAACUGUGAGACAUCAGCCAGAGCAGUCCUCUGUCUGUCAGAGCUCAGGGAGGUUGUGACAAGGCUGCAGACGAAGAAACUCUUCCCAUACAACCCUUCGUCACUCUUGAAGCUCUUAGCACAAAUACAGCAAUCGCAUCUGUCACAGUUCUAUGAAUGAAUCUAAUCUCUAAUGAAUAAAAGGACAUUUAAUGUGUGUUUUGUUUUGUUUUAUGAGGUGACGCAGCAGCCAUGGGUUCGACUCCAUCCUUCGUUCCUCUGCUGCGUGUUAUCCUCUCUCUAUCCCCCAUUUCCUUCCACUCUUCAGCUGUCAUUAUCCAUUAAAAUCAAUAAAAGCCAAAAAUAUUAUAUAUAUAAAUAUGUGUCUGUUAGUCCUAAAUCCUCCUGAAUUUCCUCCCUUCCACCCGGUGCCUGCUGGGACAGGCAUGUGGGUAAAGACCGAACGCCCCCAGGAAGAGCACCGGGCUUUGAAGCCAAUUUGACAUAGUGUAAUGACAGCAAUGGUGUCAGAAGAAAGAAAGAGAAAAAUAGCACGUUUUUAGCACAACCUUUAUAUUUGAAAGUUUUUGAAAGUGUUUCUGUGGUUGUGUUUCAUACUAACGGAAACUUCCCAGGUACCUUUUCAUGUGGCUGACAUAUUAAUCAUUAGUUUGAAGUGUCAUCAGCAUGCUUUAUUGAUUUAGCUUAAUGCACCAGUACACUGUUUGCUCUGUCAGUAGACACACACACACACACCCUCCUGUGAUGGAGCUGACUGUAAGCCAGCAUACUGUUCUGUUUAUAUGCACCAUUUUGAGAAUAGUCAGCCUAUUGAGAAUGAUAAUAUCAGUGUAAAUGCUUUCAGCCUGGUUAAAUCACAGAUAUUAAUCUAAAAAGGCAAUGAAAGAGACUAUGGUGCUUAAAGUGGUUGAACUGUCAGUUGAGGGAUCUGCAGGAUCAGUUGAAGUGUAAGUUGAAC